AUGCCUAUAAAUGCUGGGCCUGAACUGUUCUCUCAAACGCUCUGUGUAGCUCCUUGGCUUUGUUACGCAGAAUUCAAGAAGAUGGCGAGGGAACAGUCGCAGCUGGAACGCGCCAUAGAGACCGUCAUCAACACCUUCCACCAGUAUUCUGUGCGGUUGGAGCCACGAGACUGCCUGAGCCAGAAAGAAUUCAAACAGCUGGUGCAAAAAGAUCUGCAAAACUUCCUCAAGAAGGAGAAAAGGAAUGACAAGGCCAUAAACCACAUCAUGGAGGACCUGGACACAGACAUGGACAAGCAGCUGUCCUUUGAGGAGUUCAUCGUACUGAUGGCACGACUGACAGAAGCCUCCCACGAGGAGAUGCACAGGAAUGCCCCCCACCCCGAUGAACCAGGCCACGAACAUGGGCCAGGCCUCGGGGAGGGUGGCCAGGGCCAGGGCCACGGCCACAGCCAUGGCCACGGCCAUGGCCACAGCCAUGGGCCAGGUCUUGGAGAGGGUGGCCACGGCCAUGGCCACAGCCACGGCCAUGGCCACGGCCACUAAUCAGGAGGCCAGGCCACCCUGUGCCUGCCCAACCAGAGCCCUGGGAGCUGUUAUGCCAAACUGCCUUGGCUGUGGGGCUGGGGCUGGGGGAAAAUAAAGUC
Propithecus coquereli (Coquerel's sifaka) is the source of this 647-nucleotide messenger RNA. RefSeq names its product S100 calcium binding protein A9 (gene S100A9). The transcript is spliced from 3 exons. Gene Ontology annotation, biological process: antimicrobial humoral immune response mediated by antimicrobial peptide; leukocyte migration involved in inflammatory response; regulation of integrin biosynthetic process. The coding region runs from base 1 to 546 and encodes 181 amino acids. Lineage: Eukaryota; Metazoa; Chordata; Mammalia; Primates; Indriidae. The record is from RefSeq and is a predicted model, not a curated record. Gene Ontology annotation, cellular component: nucleus; extracellular exosome; cytoplasm. Gene Ontology annotation, molecular function: calcium ion binding.